UUGUAGCUUUAUCUUUACUUCGUUGGUCGAACUCCAGUUGUGAAUCUUUCGCUUCGGGACGGCUUUACAUAUUUACGAGGUUCACCCAAACGUAACCUAAACGGUACAUAACGAGGACCAUUGAACGCACCAGCAGCCACUUCUGUUAACUCCUCCUGUGGGUGUGUUGCUAGAUCUCAAAAGAUCGGGAUGGGUGUGAGUUGUGAUGAACAAAACGAAGCCUCCAUAUUGCUUACACCGGUUAAACCACGUAUGUCAGCUACUGUACCCAGAUAGGAGGCUUGCUAGCGGUUAACUCUGAAAUCGACCUAGUACAUAACAGCGUUACAUCACUUUGGGUCGUAUCCCACCUGGGAAAUAUUGGUCCUAGAGAAGGCAACGCGUAUUAUUGAUUGCACUGUGACAUUUCUACGGCACACUGACCUGUUCAAACAAUAACGUUAAACGGUGACUUUGCAAAUUAAUAUUUCUUUUCCAAAGGACUGUGUUUCAUCGCGCCCUGUGAGUAAAACAGCCCCAUAUUAACGGGUAUUGAGCCAAGGACAUAGUUAUGUCCUGUCCGUGCACGUCGGCUGCAAGGUUGUUCCUAAACACUGCCCACAGAGGAUUGUCCUGCUCCCGGAUCCAGUUGUUUUGUCUGAGUCGUCAGGGUUCUCGGGAAAAUCAUUUACAUCCCAGGGUCUGGGUUCGGUCGUUUUCAGAGACCGCUGUAUGCUAUGCCGCUAAAGAUGGGUCAACAAAGGACAGUGGAAGUGAUGGUGGAAAGAAGAGCACCAGUGAGGGGAAGAGACAGUCUGAAUCCGGAGGAUCAGGCAAGGGAGGAAGCCAGCUAUGCUGCCCUAAAUGUGGAGAUGCCUGCACACAUGUAGAGACCUUUGUAUCAUCAACACGAUUUGUUAAAUGUGAGAAAUGUCAUCACUUUUUUGUGGUUCUGUCUGAGACGGACUCUAAAAAGGGACUAAACAAAGAGCCAGAAUCUGCUGCGGAGGCAGUGAAACUGGCAUUUGCACAGAAACCUCCCCCUCCUCCUAAGAAGAUAUAUGCUUACCUUGACAAGUACGUUGUUGGCCAGUCCUAUGCAAAGAAAGUGUUGGCAGUUGCAGUGUACAAUCACUACAAACGCAUCUACAACAACAUUCCUGCUGGGAGUCGACAGCAGGUAGAGGUGGAACAACAGCCUUCUCUAACACCUCGUGAACUAGAGAUGAGAAGACGAGAGGAUGAGUACAGGUUCACAAAGCUGCUGAAGAUUGCGGGGAUCAGUCCUCAUGGAAAUGCUCUGGGAGCGUCCAUGCAGCAGCAGGCAGGCCAGCAGGCGCCGCAGGAGAAGAGGGGCGGGGAGGUCCUGGACUCCACACACACCGACAUUAAACUGGAGAAGAGCAACAUUAUACUUCUUGGUCCCACUGGCUCUGGAAAGACGUUGUUGGCGCAGACACUGGCCCGUUGUCUGGAUGUUCCCUUUGCAAUAUGCGAUUGCACCACACUAACUCAAGCUGGAUACGUGGGGGAAGACAUUGAAUCUGUUAUUGCCAAACUGCUGCAAGAUGCUAACUACUCAGUGGAAAAAGCACAACAAGGAAUUGUGUUUCUGGAUGAGGUUGAUAAGAUUGGCAGUGUGCCUGGAAUCCAUCAGCUGAGAGACGUAGGAGGAGAGGGAGUCCAGCAGGGGUUGCUUAAACUCUUGGAGGGCACAAUAGUCAAUGUUCCUGAGAAAAACUCCAGGAAGCUAAGAGGCGAGACGGUGCAGGUGGACACAACAAAUAUUUUGUUUGUUGCUUCCGGUGCUUUCAACGGCCUCGACAGAAUCAUCAGCAGAAGAAAGAAUGAAAAGUAUUUGGGUUUUGGAACUCCCUCCAACAUGGGGACGGGGCGGCGCGCGGCGGCGGCCGCCGACUUGGCCAACAGCAGCGGCGAGACGGACACGGUGGCUGAGAUCGAGGAGAAGGACCAUCUGCUGAAGAUCGUCGAGGCCAGGGACCUGAUCGAGUUCGGAAUGAUCCCAGAGUUCGUGGGCCGCCUUCCUGUGGUCGUGCCUCUGCACAGCCUGGACGAAGAGACUCUUGUCAGAAUUCUGACCGAGCCACGCAACGCCGUGGUGCCCCAGUACCAGGCUCUGUUCAGCAUGGACAAAUGUGAACUCAACGUGACUCCAGAUGCCCUGAGGGCCAUAGCCAGGAUGGCUCUGGAGAGAAAAACCGGCGCUCGUGGGCUCAGAUCCAUCUUGGAAAAGCUGCUUCUUGAGCCCAUGUUUGAGGUGCCACACUCUGACAUCAUGGCUGUUGAGCUGAACAAAGAAAUUGUCCUAGGAAAAUCCCAACCAACCUACGUCAGAGCGCCAGCCAAGGAGCCCGCAGAGGAGGAGUAUGACUCAGGCAUUGAGGAGGAGAACUGGCCCCGGCAGGCGGACGCAGCCAACAACUGAGCCACGUGUCACUCAUUUCUCUUGAAGAUAGUCUGUGAAAUCAUUAGAUCUUUAUGACCCCUUCUUUAUCCGCUCUGGAUUUUACUGUUGCCUCUGACAAACACGCUUUGGUGGUGAUAAUGGAGUCCUGUGGUUUGCACUGAAGAGUGUUUUCCCAAUGCACAAGUUUAGACUGUGUAACAAACUUUGGUGCCGUGCAUAAGAUGUUAAUUCUCUAGCACUCGGACCGUCAUAAACUAUCUCUGGGGAUUGUUAACAUUUGUAUCCAUAUGAAGAGAAUGCAAUUUUAUUCAAAGAAAGGAUUUGUAGCCAGUUUAUUUGUUUUCUGUUUUUUGGUGGUGACUGGCUGUAAUGGCAAGGGAAGCAAAUGGAAAUUAUGGGAUCAUACUGUACACUUCAAAAAGAGGUGGAACUGAGUGUAGAUGGGAACUUGUCAAGUAGUCUUGUAUAAGGGUGUAAUAUUACUUAAGCACAUCAAUAUUCUGUUUUCUCCUUUACCACCAUUUUAAAAAUGGUGCUCACAGCAAAAAUACAUUCGUACGUGGUUUGUGUGACACAGCCUCUAAUUAGGAGAACACAUUGUGAAAUGUAAAGGUAAACAAUGGUGACCUUUUUAAACAAGAGUAGUUAUUUCUCAGUGUUUUGCUACACGUAUCGCCCACCUUUCAGGGAAUGUAUCUGUUCCCGAUUUUCACAAGACGGUCUCUCAAAGCAGGAUUAGUAGGUUGCUCACCAGCUUGGAAGUGUUAUUUAAUUAUGAUCCAAUAUUUAGUUUUGUGGUAGAUCCUCAACAUACAGUUCAAGACUAAAUCACAGCUUUAGAUAUCAAAGCUUCAUUAUUGUGAAACGAAUCCUAAUUGGAGAGAGAUUCUCUUUCUUUGUUGUCUGCUCUAAACCUGCUUUGUCAGAAGCCCCCAAAGACAAUGCAGAUGUUUCUAUUUUCACUAUGCGUCCCCCAGCGCUGGAAACCCACCUUAGUGUUAAUGAUGUAAUAUCCUGUUACUAAGUAGUAUCUCAAUACACGCGUCUGUAAUCAAGCCUAAAUGCUCUCCUACCGAACUGAACCACAGUGCUGUACUCUACUUUUUUGUGCUACAACAUGAGAUUAAACUACAUAUAGCCUCUU
Gasterosteus aculeatus aculeatus (three-spined stickleback) is the source of this 3551-nucleotide messenger RNA. The record is from RefSeq and is a predicted model, not a curated record. Lineage: Eukaryota; Metazoa; Chordata; Actinopteri; Perciformes; Gasterosteidae.